AGUGUUGUUGCUGCAGCUGUUGUUUCUGUUGCUGCUGCUGCUGCUGCUGCUGAUGCUGAUGCUGCAGGAGAGGAGGGAUCAGAGGAAGAGAAGGAGACAGAGAAAAAGGAGACAGAGAAAAAGGAUACACAGAAAAAGGAGACAGAAAGGGGACAGAGAGGAGACAGAAAGGAGACAGAAAGGAGACAGAAAGGAGACAUAAAGGAGACAGAGAGGAGACAGAAAGGAGACAGAGAAGAGAUAGAAAGGAGACAGAAAGGAGACAGAAAGGAGACAGAGAGGAAGGAGACAGAGAAGAGACAGAAAAGAGACAGAAAAGAGACAGAAAAGAGACAGAAAAGAGACAGAAAGGUGACGGAGAAGAGACAGAAAGGAAACGGAGAGAGACAGAAAGGAAACAGAGAAGAGGGAGACAGAGAAGAAAGAGACAGAAAGAAGAUAUAA
Messenger RNA from Eimeria mitis, 444 nucleotides. RefSeq lists its product as uncharacterized. The annotation marks the transcript as partial. Lineage: Eukaryota; Apicomplexa; Conoidasida; Eucoccidiorida; Eimeriidae. The transcript is spliced from 3 exons. The record is from RefSeq and is a predicted model, not a curated record.